Naegleria gruberi is the source of this 1806-nucleotide messenger RNA. RefSeq lists its product as uncharacterized. NCBI's taxonomy places the organism in Eukaryota, Heterolobosea, Eutetramitea, Acrasida, Naegleriidae. The transcript has 4 exons. Bases 1 to 1806 code for a protein of 601 amino acids. Gene Ontology annotation, biological process: transmembrane transport. Gene Ontology annotation, molecular function: dipeptide transmembrane transporter activity. Gene Ontology annotation, cellular component: membrane. The record is from RefSeq and is a predicted model, not a curated record.
AUGCAAAGUGAUGAAUCUUCUCCGAACGGAGUUGAUUUUAUUGAUAAUACCAAUAGUAACUCAUAUGAAGAGGAUGGAGCAGUAGCAAGACUCGGAGGAGAGCAACAAUAUUCAAGUUAUCAACAGGAAAAUCAUUUAAUUAUUUCCUCCGAAAAUAAUCAAUUUGAAAAUGAUUAUGAAAAUCAUGAGAAUGAUGGUGAUGAUGAGGAGAAUUUUGAUAAGAAUGAUGAGAAUAUUGAAGGUGGAAAACAGAAAAAACAUUGGGUUAGAAGAGUUUUCAUCUUUGUCGAGUAUCCAAUCUCGACGUGGUUUAUCAUGUUUGCAGAAUUGUGUGAAAGAUUUGCGUUUUAUGGUUUCAAGACAAUUCUCAGUUUAUACUUGUUGAAUUAUUUGAAAUUUGAUCAGGAUGCAUCAACGAGUAUUGUUCACGCAUUUGUCUUUUUUGCAUAUUUGACACCAAUUUUGGGAGCCUUCUUGGCAGAUGCUUUAAUUGGUAAAUAUUGGACCAUUGUUUUGCUUUUAUUGGUUUACUGUAGUGGUCAGACUGUGAUUAGUGUCACUGCCAUUGAAGGAGUGACAGGAACUCCACCUCAUUGGUGGGGUUGCAUGCUAGGUCUCUUCCUUGUAGGUGUUGGAACAGGUGGUAUCAAACCCAAUGUUUCAUCCAUUGGAGCUGAUCAAUUCAGAGAAGAUCAACGAGAAUUAAUUUCCUCCUUCUUUUCAAUUUUUUACUUUUCCAUUAACAUUGGUUCAACUGUUAGUUCAUUCGUAACUCCAAUCAUCAGAUCACAAUUUGGAUAUGCUGUGGCUUUCUUUGUUCCAUUGGGUUUGUUAUUAGUGGCAACUGUCAUUUUCACAAUUGGUAAAUGUUGGUACAGAGUUGUAAAACCAAGUGGAUUGAAGAAUAAUCCAGUUUUGAAGUUUUUUAGAGUGGUAUUUACUGCAGUGAGAGGUGGUGGAGGAGGUGAAAGACCUAGCUCACCACUCAGUAGUGAUGAAACUUCAGUUCUCGUUCAACAUACUCCAAUAGACGAAACCAAAAAGAAUGAAACUCUAAAUUCCAAUGAAAAGAAUGAUCACUGGCUUGAUAGAGCUAGAGGUAAAUGCACUGAAAAGGAAGUGAAUGAUGCCAAAUGUGUCUAUAGAGUGUGCAUUACUUUAUUACCAAUUACUGUUUUCUGGUCUUUAUUCGAUCAACAUUCGAGUAGAUUUGUGUUUCAAGCUGAAAUGAUGAAUAGAAGAGUUGGAAGUUAUGUAUUUGGAAGUGAUCAAAUUACAACCAUUAAUCCAAUCCUAGUUAUUGGACUCGUCAUUGUUUUCGAUCGAUUCAUUUACAAGCUCAUUUCCAAAUUUUACUACCUAACACCACUCCGUAAAAUAGGUAUUGGAAUGGUCAUUGCAUCCAUGUCAUUUGUCGCAGCAGCCAUCGUUGAAAUCUUUGUCCGUAUGUAUCCACGUCAAAUCCACGUUGCCUGGCAACUUCCUCAAUACAUUCUACUAAGCAUUGCCGAAAUCUUUGUCUCAGUCACUGGUUUAGAAUUUGCCUACUCUCAAUCCCCAAAGGAAAUGAAAUCCCUCCUCCAAUCCUACUAUCUCUUAACUGUGAGUAUGGGAAAUGUAAUUGUUGUGGUGGUGGCGAGUAUUCCAAUGGGAACUUUGAAGGAAUUCCCAUUGAAACAAGUUUAUGAGUUUUCAUUCUUUGCCUUGUUAAUGUUGGUUGGAUUGGUGUUUCAUUUGGUUAUGGCAAAUAUGUAUAAAUAUAGAAAGAUUGAGAAGGAGGUUAGUUUGGAAGAGGAAGAAAAAUAA